AUGGCGAAACCUUCAUCAACACCAGUAGUUGUGUCUGCGGCUGAGGAAAAAUCUGCAUUAGCUUUAAAACUGAAUACGCUGUAUGAGGCAUUGUUUCCAGAGAAAGAAAAAUCUAAUUUUGAUGACAAGUGUAAACAAUUGGAUACUCAUGAUAAGACAUAUGUAGGUGUAAAAGCACUUUGCAGUAGGUUCGCACGUGCUUUAGAAAAAGCAGCCGAAGUAAAAGGCAAUGGAGAUGAACGUAAAAAUAGUUGCAACUAUUUACAUUAUUGGUUAUAUGAUGAAAUAGGAAGAAUAAAAACGGUAGAUCGCUCGAAAAAAAUGGAUAGCAUACCUUUUUUUAACGUUCUCAUUGAUGCUGUGAAUAAGGUUAAUGAACAAAUUAAAGUAGGUAAGUGUACUUUGAAAUUUGACAAAAAUGUUACUGUAGAUGAAUUGAUAAAAAGGAAGAUCUCCUAUAUUUAUUUUAAAAAAUACAAUGAUAUUAAAGUUAAUAUUAAACCAGAAAAAAAGGAAGAAUGUAGCAAAUAUUUUACAUAUCUUACUAAUUUUAAAUCGUUGUACGAUAAAUUAAAGAAUGAUCAUUGUAAGUAUAGUUUUUGGUCUUUUUCAUCUUCUGUACCUGAUUACUUUAAUUGCACACAAAGCUUUGACCCAAAGGAUCUUUUAUCUAAAGCAGAUGCAUGCAAAUCUAAAGGAUCUGGAGGUAGUGGAGGUUCAAUUUGGGGAAUAAUUUUUGGAGGUUCAUCAUCCGGAACGUCAGGUACUCGAAGUACUGCAGUGAGUAAAGAAACCCCAAGGGCUUCAGGUUCAGAAGCCAAAAUUACUGGAGGUGCUAAAAAUCCAUCACUUGAUGGUCCACCAAAGGAUAAAGCAGCAAAAGAGGUAACAAAAGCUACAGUAGCUGAAGAUAGGUCGAAAGGUUUAACAAGUUCAACCAGUUAUGUAACUGUAGGAAGUUCACCACGUCCAGCAGCUGAAGCAACAGUACGUAAUAGUGCAGUAGCUGGAAAAGGAUUACCUAGUCAAUCAGCUAAUUUGCAACCUAGAGUAACUUUGAGUUCCCCAGUAGGAGGUAGUCCUGUGCAGAAUGCUCUUGCAGCAGCGCCUGCUACUUUACAGAUUAGAGACAGUACAGUACCUGUACCUAUUGUUGAUUCUCCUAACCCUUUGGAAAGUGCAACUGAUAAGGUUGACACAAACUUCUAUCGUAACAUCAUCAUGGCUGCUGCAAUACUUGGAACGAUAUUCUUCCUUUUCUAUUACAACAUGUCUUCUGGAUUAAAAUCGAGAUGUCCUAAAAGAAAACGAAAGAAAAAAAUAUUCGAGCAUAAUUAUUACGAAGAGUAUGAAAAAGGGUUAGCGAAAUAUGAAUCAGAAUAUGAAUUUUUAGAUCCUCAAUCAGAUAGAUAUUAUUUGAAUUAUCAACCUGAACGAGACUAUGAUUACUAA
This is a messenger RNA of Plasmodium vivax (malaria parasite P. vivax), 1452 nucleotides long. Its product is annotated as variable surface protein Vir12-related. Lineage: Eukaryota; Apicomplexa; Aconoidasida; Haemosporida; Plasmodiidae. The coding region runs from base 1 to 1452 and encodes 483 amino acids. The record is from RefSeq and is a predicted model, not a curated record. The transcript is spliced from 3 exons.